UUUGUUGAUUUUUGUUUGAACAAUUUUGCAUCUAUAUCAGUUUUUUUUGUUGUGUUGAACAUAGGUAUAUUUGUAUGUUAAAUUAUAUCAAUUUUGUUCAAACAGUACCCAGUUUUUGUUCAACAAUGUCAUUUAAUUGAGGAAACCUAAUUUACGAAAUGAAUACCAACCAACGUCCAAUCUUCAAUUCGGCACAGAACACUCCUCAUACAGCAUCCGAAGAAGGCGAUCGAGAUGACCAGGUCUGGACCGACGAUCAAUCGAACGUUUCUUCCGACUGUAGCCACAGCAGUUGCGACUCAAGAACACACGAGUGGAGCCCAUUCGUGUCGGACAACUUCCUGUUUUACAUGAAAUUCGAUCUUGUUUAUCACGCCAAGCCGAUCAUGUUCGACGAUGAUUUAUUUUUCCGGAACGAAUACAAGCGGCUCUCGAUACGCAAGAAAGAGAAUAUUCUAUCCAAGUUUGGUCAACGGGACAAGGGCAAACAUAAGUUGUUUAAGGUGAACGUUAUAGAUUCUGCCAAAAAGGAGCUUCUAAAUGGUAUCAAUAAGGAAAUCAUCAUCAGCAUCGCUCCCAAGAAGAGCGUUACAUUGAAGGAUGUGAUCCCACUAACGGAAACGAUCCUUGGAAUAACGACGUCGCUAUUUCCGGACGGAAGAAAGCUUAUGGUCGAUAAAGUCAAAGACUAUUCAGUAUUCAACAAGGGAAAGCUGGUAAAAUCCAAGGAUUGGAUAAAAUCUAUUGAUGCAGAAACGGUUACUGUGGACAACUUGGAAUCACUUCUGGAAGGAUGCACAAAAAUCCCAACCAUUAUAAAGAUAACAUUUUUUGAAAUGAUUGAACAUGAUAUUUCCAAUUCAAUUGAGAUCAAAGUAACAAAUUUGAUGGACCUUAUUCAGAGCCAGGAAACGUUAUUCAACAAGGAUGAUAUUCAAACAAUGAGUAGCAAUGACUUGGUUUUUAGUAUGAUUUAUAUAUCAAAGGAAUACACACAGAACGAUGAAUUGGAUAUCAAAUUUUGCUACCCGACGAAGGAAAACAACCUGAUCUAUAAUUCCAAAGGCAGUUUCGUGACGUUGCAUUCUAUUUUCAGCUCUUCAUUUCAGACGAAGGCACUUAUGACAAAUCUGAAGAUACGCAAUAUUAUCUAUUACACGACGUACAACUUUUUCGACGAUGGAAUACUUUUGCUGGGGUUCAACUCUAAAUAUUCUUCAUUAUUUUCCGUUAAGCAAAAAAGUGACCAGAUCUGCAGGUUGCUUCGGAGUCUCUACCUGGACUGCUCUGUCACGUUCAACAAGCCGAUCGAACAGCAAACGGAACUCAUGCAACUGUGCGAACUGAUUCGCCAUUCCAUCAAAACCAACAGAAGUAUGGAUAAGUUUGAAAAGACCUUCCACCAACCUCAUUUCGUUCCGCUGCCCAAGGAAAUUCAGCUACGAAUAGAUGACGCUCUUGGAGAACUGGAAGCCAUGGAUUAUCGCAAUUGGAACGACGAGCUGGUGGAUCUGUUUUGCGAUUUGACCAUCAUCGGCUGUUGUUUGUAUUACAAUCAAUAUUUGGUAUGUUCUCACUUGGGUGGCAAUUUUCUGACUGUGAUUGAAGCCAUUUUGAAAAAUUUUGGAAUUUUCGAGGUCAUCUCUACUACGAAUAUAAAAAAUCUUGCCAUUUGGAGGAAAAUUUACCCCGAAGAAUACAGCGAUCUUGAUCUGCAUCAGAAAAAUGACGUAUACCUAAUGUUGGUUGCAAUAGGGCAUCUGUUGAUGGUAGUAGUUUUGGAGGCUCCUGUUAACACAAACCACCAUAAAAGCCUUUCGCGCUAUAUUGAGGAAAUACAAGAUAUGCUGGAUUAUUUUAAAUCGACGGGUAUCGAAAAUUUGGUAAGAAUCUGGAUUGAUUCAAACCGCAGACCACAAUGCAUUACCACUGCCAUCACCAAGCAAGAAUCCUCAUUGGAGGAUCAACGAUCAAGCGCGCCAAGAAAUCACGAUGAGGAAUCCAACGCUUCCAGUUCAAUAAAAAACCACGCCAUCAAAGACGACGGCACGAAUGAACAUGAAGACGAUGACGAUUCAGAUUGGGGACAAAGCAUGGAUAGUAGUCAGAGAAGCAGCACUUUUGAUAUCAACGAACUGUCGGAAAAUCGCUGCAAAGAGUUCUCGGAACUGAUUCCUAGCACGCUCACGUUUGGAAGUGAAAACCUCCUUUACUACUUUGUACAACUGGAAAUGGGCGACGGAGUCUUCCUGGCACCUGCUGUAAACCUUUCGAAUGCAAAGCACGAUCUUAUUUUAAACACAUUCAGAAAAACUUGCACCAUCAUUCAUAACACGCUGCAAAACACGAAAAAAUUCCGUGACAUCCUGUCGAAUGAAGCUAACAAAAUUGCCAAUACGCACCGGUCACUGGUAGCAAUCAAGGAGCAAGGCAUGUUAAUGUCCGUUCCGAAAGAGGGCGGCACCAGUGGCAGAGUAGAAUUUUGGGUCCUAGGGCGCCUGUUCAAUUCUCCACCGAGGGAACUGUACGUAUGCCACCGUGCGGAUGCUCCGCAGAAUAUGAUUGAACUUGCGUUCCGUAUUUGUCUUACUUGUGCUGGAUAAAAGAAGCGAUGCACUCCAAAUUACACAAUAUCCGUCCUUAAAUAUACAUUUUAUACAUUACACUAAA
This is a messenger RNA of Aedes albopictus (Asian tiger mosquito), 2670 nucleotides long. RefSeq names its product protein inturned (gene in). Gene Ontology annotation, cellular component: cytoplasm; cilium. Lineage: Eukaryota; Metazoa; Arthropoda; Insecta; Diptera; Culicidae. Bases 159 to 2603 code for a protein of 814 amino acids. Gene Ontology annotation, biological process: cilium assembly; vesicle-mediated transport; nervous system development. The record is from RefSeq and is a predicted model, not a curated record. The transcript is spliced from 2 exons.